Aethalodelphis obliquidens (Pacific white-sided dolphin) is the source of this 1401-nucleotide messenger RNA. RefSeq names its product phospholipid phosphatase 2 (gene PLPP2). NCBI's taxonomy places the organism in Eukaryota, Metazoa, Chordata, Mammalia, Artiodactyla, Delphinidae. Gene Ontology annotation, cellular component: plasma membrane. The record is from RefSeq and is a predicted model, not a curated record. Gene Ontology annotation, biological process: phospholipid metabolic process; signal transduction; phospholipid dephosphorylation. Gene Ontology annotation, molecular function: phosphatidate phosphatase activity.
GGCCAGGCUCCCCGGCCAUGUGACCCCGCGGCCCGUCUGGGACGCGACGGGACGCGCUGGGACGGGCGCCGGGGGUCGCGGGCAGCAUGGAGCGGAGGUGGGUCUUCGUGCUGCUCGACGUGCUGUGCGUGCUGGUCGGUCUCCCCUGUACUUCUUCCUUUACGGCACCUUCCCUGUGUGGCCUCCGCGACACCCUACUGAAGGCCGCAGCCACCUCCCCGAUUCCGGUCAUCGUGCAAGAACCACGAAGAACGGAAGUUUCCUGCCGGGAGAGGGCUCCCAGGAGCACGGAAGGGAGUUCGAGAUGUUCUGGGCCACGAGAAGGAUCCUCUCUGCCUUCCGCCAUCCUGACGCUCGUGCACGCCCCGUACAAGCGAGGAUUCUACUGCGCAGAUGACUCCAUCCGGUACCCCUACCGUCCAGACACCAUCACCCACGGGCUCAUGGCCGGGGUCAUCAUCACCACCACCGUCAUACUUGUGUCGGCCGGGGAGGCCUACCUGGUGUACACAGACCGCCUCUACUCCCGCUCCGACUUCAACAACUACCUGGCCGCCCUCUACAAGGUGUUGGGGGCGUUCCUGUUCGGGGCUGCAGUGAGCCAGUCGCUGACAGACCUGGCCAAGUACAUGACCGGCCGGCUGCGGCCCAACUUCCUGGCCGUGUGUGACCCUGACUGGAGCCGUGUCAACUGCUCCGUGUAUGUGCAGGUGGAGGUGUGCAGGGGAAGGCCUGCUGACGUCACCGAGUCCAGAUUAUCCUUCUACUCUGGACACUCCUCCUUUGGAAUGUACUGCAUGAUGUUCUUGGCGCUCUACGUGCAGGCCCGGCUGUGCUGGAAGUGGGCACGGCUGCUGCGGCCCACUGUGCAGUUUUUCCUGGUGGCCUUUGCCCUUUACGUGGGCUACACCCGUGUGUCUGACUACAAACACCACUGGAGUGAUGUUCUCGUUGGCCUCCUGCAGGGGGCGCUGGUGGCCAGCCUCACUGUCCGCUACGUCUCCGACUUCUUCAAAGCCCGGCCCCCGCGGCACUGCCUGGAGGAUGAAGAGGUAGAGCGGACACCCACAUCACUGACACUGGCCCUGGGCGAGGCUGGCUGCAGCCUCUGCGGGUCCCCUCCUGCUGGGGCUCGGGCUGUGGGCAGCAAGCGUGUCCAUGGUCCUGGCAGGUCCCUAAGCCAGGAUGGCUGGAUCCUGGCGUGGGUUCCACUAACCCCACCUCCAUGCACUGGGCUAGGGGGUACCUGGGGCAGCCCUAGCGUGAGGAGGGGGACUCGUCCUCAGAAUCCCUGUCUUUUGUUGGCUUAGGGAAGGGACUGAGAGAUCCCAGUGGAUGCCGGUUUUGUAAAAUGUGACCUCUGUUUGGAUUUUUAGUAAAAUAGGGCGUUUGCUUGACAGA